CAGCAAAGUAGUAAAAUUUCACGGUUUUCAUAGCAAAACAAUUUUCUCUUCACACUCGUGUAAAGAGUCGAUAGACUAGACUGCGAGGGCUUAGCAGAAGAAAAUCAUCAGAAGACCUUUCAUCAAUGGCAAGAAAUGGUAGAAUAGGCACAAAUAGAAGAACAAUCAUGAAUUCAGUGUUGCUAACAUCAAUGUUAAUGUCUCUGGUUUCCACCUCUCUCGCUUACAGACCCGGAGACAUCGUUCCCAUGAGCAAGAUGGGCCAAUACCACUCUUCGAGAACUGUUUGGCAUGACAUGAUUGGUCGCCACUGCCCAAUCUUUGCUGUAAAUCGUGAGGCUUUGAUUCCUAUACCAAAGCCAAUUGGUUACACUGGCGCUGAUCCGUAUAAAAUAUCAUUUCAAGUUGGAAAAGAAAAGUUUUUAUCAUGGCUUUUUGUGAUAAAUCGGAAGAUUUCUGAGGUUCCAAUGAUUGAUGUUCAUUUGAGGUACUCUGGGAGCGAUUUGCUUGGUGUCACUGGCAGAGUUGUAGAUAUGCCACAUCGAUAUGUUGAAAUACAUCCAGAUAUCCAUAAACAAUUUUGGGAUCCACAACAUUGGCCAAAACAUGUGCUUGUCAGAUACACAUGGGAAGAACAGUCAGAAAUAGAUGUGGCUUCUGGGUUUUAUGUUCUGUUUGGAUCAGGGCUUCUAAUGACAUUCAUUCUCUCGAUUUACAUCUUGCAAUCGUCUCGUGAUAAAUUUGCAAGGUUUGUGAUGGAGACUGUUGCAGAAAGCAGUAUGCCUCCCGGGGGAGUGGCAAAGGUUGAAUGAUGAACUCUAUGAAGUUUCCAAGCACCAUCUUUAUGUGCAAGUCCAGCAAAAAUGAGAAAGAAAUUGAUGAAAUUGUUUGGAGGUGGUUUGAACCUGUAGUUCCCUGGAGAGGAUCUUAGUUGUUGUGGCCAUUUUUCUUUAUUUUUUAAUUUCGAUACUUGUGUAGAAGUAAUUGACAUUUGACGACAAUUGCCCUCCCUUUGGCCUUGAGGGAACUUAAAGACAAAAUCUAAGUAAUAGUUUUGUAGAAAGGAUUUUGGAGUGAUGUGGAAGAUCAUAUUUGUAUUAUGGUGCAAUCUAUCAUAGGAGCUAUAUCUUUGAUCUGUAAAGUGAUGGUUUUGCCUUGAAGAUCUCGGCUCUAUUCUGCCUUCUAACAA
Molecule: messenger RNA, 1189 nt
Organism: Camellia sinensis
Lineage: Eukaryota; Viridiplantae; Streptophyta; Magnoliopsida; Ericales; Theaceae
Source: RefSeq, a predicted model, not a curated record